This is a messenger RNA of Penicillium hordei, 4368 nucleotides long. RefSeq lists its product as uncharacterized. The transcript is spliced from 3 exons. The record is from RefSeq and is a predicted model, not a curated record. The coding region runs from base 1 to 4368 and encodes 1455 amino acids. Gene Ontology annotation, biological process: transmembrane transport. Gene Ontology annotation, cellular component: membrane. Lineage: Eukaryota; Fungi; Ascomycota; Eurotiomycetes; Eurotiales; Aspergillaceae. Gene Ontology annotation, molecular function: ABC-type transporter activity; ATP hydrolysis activity; ATP binding.
AUGCUCGAAAUUCGAAACUUUUUAGUGCCGACGGCCAUGGGUGGGCUAGGUGUGGUGGCUGUUUUGACCAUGUUCGGCAUGAACGAUAUAACCGAUCGUCUCUCCAUAGCCCACUGUCGGUCACCAGCAUCAGUGGUUAUAGACAUCGAGUCCGACGACGAGGAAACAAAGAAGGUCGCUGACAGCCGAAGGUCACCCUGCUGGGCUGAGAAGUUUGCCGUUUGCCUCACCGUGUUGACAUCAAUAUUGUCAGUCGUUCUGGUCGAGGUUGGAUCGGCGGAGAACUUGCGGUUUCAAUUACUGCAAUGCGUGACGUCGAUCUUGGUCGUCGCACAAGCAGCAGCAGUUCUUGUCGAUCCCGAAACAACCAGAAGCUAUUACAAGGGCCUUCGAGCUGCUUUAAGCUGCUUGAUAUCGAUAAUCGUGCUGGGGCUAUAUUCACACAUACUAUGGGUGACGGAAGGACGAGCGUCAACAUCUCUUCCGUUUGUUUGUGUCCAGAUAUCGGCAACUACUCUAGCCGCACCAUGCUGGUUAGUCCUUCCCAGGACACAAGAUAUCUACCACAACGGAGUAAUCGUGGACCGCCAACAUGCCACAUCCUAUAUCAGCCGUAUGACCUACUCCUGGGCGGGGGAUCUGAUUCAAAAAAUUAAAUGUAGCCAUUACAUUGCCUUGACAGACCUUCCGGAGCUCGACCACCUCACUCGUGCAACUAAGCUCUAUGGCUCUUUUUCCAGGAUUUCGGCUGCCAAAUCAGGGACUGGGCCGUGGCAUAUUUUGCUUCGUUCACAUAAACAUGCCAUACUAGGUCAGCUGGUUGUGUCUGCAAUCUCCAUCGUGUUUACGUUCGCGCCUCAAUUUUGUCUCCUCAAGCUGUUACGGGUGCUAGAAUCUGGACCUGGAGAUCAAAGUACGAGCAUGCUCCCUAUGGGUUUGAUUGCCCUUCUGGGGGUUUCUAUGGCAGUUGUGAGCUCAUUGAACAUGUGGAAAUCGUGGCUGUCAGAUAAUAUUAUCCAGAUACGGGUCUUUUCCCAGCUGUCCGCGACGCUCUUUGGCAAGGCCACGCAAGGCGGUGGUCCGACCAAGAAAAAGACCAAUGGACCCGACGACAGUGUUAUACCAGCCGCUCCAAGUGUUAUUAAUCUUGUGGCUACGGAUGUAAUGCAAAUUUCUAAAUUCCUUGGCAAUAUAUAUCAGCUAUGGGAAAUUCCCCUGCAAGCAGUCAUUGCCACGAUACUGCUGAUCCGCCUUCUAGGUUGGUUGAGUGUUCUUGCCGGUCUUGGAUCGCUACUGUCGACUGUAUUACUCUCCGAUAUUGUGAUGAGAAGAUACACAUCCGCUCAGGGCGCUGUACUAGAAUCUCAAGACCAGAAGACAAGCAGGCUCACAGAACUCCUUCAUGGAAUCCGGUUGGUCAAAUUUCUGGCCAUGGAGGGCAUAUGGGAGGGGCGAAUCCGCAGGUUGCGAGCGAUUGAAGUCCAACACCAGUCAAAUGCCAUUUUUUGGAAGGUGGCCAUGACUUCCAUCUUUCUCGCGGAGCCCAUCCUGUUGUCGGCCGUGACAUUUUCGACCUAUGCACUGCUGUCCGGGCAUUUCUCCGCCUCCACGGCCUUCACUUCGGUCACCCUUCUGGCUCAGCUCGAGAGGGCCCUUAACAAUAUUCCCGACAUCUUGAUUAUGUGGUCAGGAGCUGCUGUAUCGAUGGAUCGUCUCCGCGAAUAUCUCGAUGGUACACGCCCAUUAGCACCCGUCGUUGCUGGAAGCCAGAUCGAAUUUGACCAUGCUACAAUUUGUUGGCCUGGAGCUCGUCAUUCCUUUAAUUUACAUGAUGUCCAUUUGGCAUUUCCUCGAGGUAAACGGACAGUCAUUGCCGGAAGAACUGGUAGUGGUAAGAGCCUUCUGCUGGCAGCGAUCUUGGGCGAAAGUGAUAUCUGUCAUGGUACCGUGAGAGCACCCCGCGAGCCCCUGGCGUAUGUUUCCCAGCAACCGUGGGUUGAAGGCGGGACUCUGAGAGACAACAUUCUUUUCGGCAGUCCAUAUCGCGGGGAUCGGUAUCGUGAGGUUCUAUUUGCUUGCGCCCUAGAAGCGGAUCUCGACACGCUAGUUGAAGGCGAUAGAACAGCCGUGGGUCAAAACGGGGUCUCCCUCAGUGGUGGACAAAAGGCUCGGCUGUCGCUAGCACGCGCUCUAUAUUCAGACUCGCCGGUGUUGAUCUUGGAUGACGUAUUGAGUGCGGUGGACGGGGCUACCGCCCACCAUCUGGUGGAUUUUGCCUUGAAUGGAAAGCUAGCAAUGGGAAGAACCUGCGUUUUGGCUACCUACCACGUCGAUCUAUGCAUGCGCGGCACGAGCUAUGUUGUAUGCUUGGAUGGACAGGGAUCGUAUUCAGCCCAUUGGGUGGAUCCCAUCCAGAAGCACCCCUACCACGUUUCCAAAAGCCAGCAGCAUGGACUGGAUGAUUUCCUCAAAGAAUGUCCUUUUUCGCCGAGCAAAGACAAUUCUGACACAGCUGCACCCUCGACAGAGCCACCGAAAGAAAGUGGGACUCACAGUCGUACCGGAGUGGAGGAAGCCAGUCGACAGCUGGGGGCACCCAGUCUGAAGAUUAUUCGCCGGUUUAUCGCGUGGUGUGCCAACUCAUACACAUGGGCCCUGGUGUGCGCGCUAUUUGUAGUCGCAUCAGUAGUAAUGAUGGGACAGGCAUAUGUUAUUAAGAUGUGGACACAGGAAGACGAAGUUGAACCACAAAGUUGGGGCCAAAAUAUCGGGUUUAUCCAUCUUUACAUUCUUUUAUCCGUCGUUGCAGUCAUCUUGGGGAGCGUUAGAAACUACGUCGUGCUUAUGUUGACGUUUCAUGGAUCUCAAACGCUUUUCCAGCAACUCCUGCAUGUCAUUCUCCGGGCACCGUUGCGCUGGCUUGACAUGACGCCGAUUGGCAGUCUAAUCAACCGGCUCUCGGUUGACUGUGCUGUAUUGGACACACGCAUUGGCCAGGACAUAAGACUUGUUCUGGCUUUCGCUUUGAACGCUAUAAUGGCUAUCACAUCGUCCAUUGUUGUUAACCCUGUUUCCGUCGUUUGCGCCAUACCGAUUUCAUUGCUCACCCUGUGGUAUGCCGCCGACUACUUGAAGACAACACGGGAAGUCAAACGGCUUGAGAGCAUUGCACUCAGUCCCAUAUUUGACCAUUUCAUGACAGCCAUCACAGGCCUGACUACCAUCCGGGCUUUUGGGCGCACAGAAAGGUAUCGCGACAUUGCUUGCCAUCACAUCGAUCUGUACUCUCGAGCUGUGUGGCAUCGACGGCUCCUUGACCAGUGGGUUGGAUUCCGUAUGGGAUUCAUCGGUGCGGUCUUUUCUGCAUCCACCGCGGGCGUGGUUGUCCUCGUCGGCGGUAUGGAUGCACCCAGCGUUGGGUUUGUUGUCAGCUUCACUAUCAGACUGGCCGGUCAUCUGAGCGCUUUACUGAGUUCGUAUACCAGUCUGGAGAUGGAUCUGAAUAGUUUGGAGCGGAUGCUUGACUAUUGCAAUAUCGAAACUGAACAUGAAAGCCCUGCUCACUGCGUCGAGUUGCCGAUGGCCGAAGGUCGCCUCGAGGUGACAGGACUUGGGGCAAGCUAUGCACCCGAACUACCGCCUGUCCUCGAGUGUGUCACUUUCCAAGCGUUGCCAAGACAGCGUAUAGGUAUUAUUGGGCGAACUGGGGCGGGAAAAUCCUCGCUCGCCUUGGCUUUAACUAGGUUUAUCGAUAUUGAGCAAGGGAUGGUCAUGGUGGACGGCAUCGAUAUCACCCAGGUUAGCCUGGACUCACUGAGGCGCCAUAUUACCCUCAUUCCACAGACUCCUGUUCUAUUUUCUGGGACUAUCCGCAGUAAUUUGGAUCCUUAUGAGAAGCAUGAUGAUUGCGAGCUCCACGAGGCCCUCAAGUCCGUGCACUGGCCUUGGAAUGGUGGGUUCCAAGACAAUAACCAAGGCGGGGUCUUAGAUACCCCCAUCACGGCAGAAGGCUCAAAUAUCUCUCAAGGGCAAAGACAGUUGCUGUGCCUUGCGCGGGCAACUGUCGCCCGAGCGCCCAUCGUGGUACUCGAUGAGACGACUUCCUCGGUUGAUCAGGUCACCGAUAGUUUAAUCCAAAAGUCUAUUAGGGCCGCCUUUCCAAAAACUACCAUACUGGCAAUUGCUCAUCGCCUGCAAUCAAUUGCUGACUUCGACCGUGUGCUUGUGCUACAACAAGGGCGGACCGCCGAAUUCGGGUCUCCCGCAGAGUUGAUGGCAAGAGAACACAGCGUCUUUCGAGCAAUGGUUGAAGCAGACACAGAAAGUGAGCUAGUGAAAGAUAUUAUUCGACAUGGUCGAAGUGAUUAA